AUGGGGAGGAGUCUGUUUCUCCCAGGAAGCCCGAAACGUCCAGCCUCCUCAUCGGAUGACGGCAAUCCGACAGAAAUAAGGCCAUCCCCGCCAUCAGCUGUUGCCAGCUGUGCGCUGCGCUCCAUCCCCACUACCAGUGGAUGUCGGCCACACUUCAACCGCCUCCAUCAUAAACACAGUCUUCGUCCGCUAGACGGUGUUUCACUUAGUGUUAAGCUGUGUGGCUUUGCACCAGCGCACCGGCGGCGGCAAGCCACGGCUCUGGUGGAACUUCGGGAACUUACAGCUAGCCGCAUCUGGAAGGACUUCAACGACUCGACUUCAAUGUGGGCAAGCAGCAAGCAAAAAGUGCUGCGUGCAGAAGAGGGGAUGCGUCUCAACACGAAAGGCAGUGUUUUCUUCAAGAGCAUCCAGAUCACCAUACGGAGCCCGUCGUUUCAGACAGCCACAAGCUCCCAUCGCAAGCUAUUCUCUUCCAGUGCAAGGAAAAUGGCGCCUCGUGACCCCAACACGCUGGCCAACUAUGGUGCCUGGUUGACGAAGCAUACGACGGUCAACUUCCGUGUCAACUUCGAGAAGCAGCGUCUCGAGGGCUCCGUCACUCUCGACCUGGAGUCUCUGACUGACAAGGAGAGCAAGGAGAUCAUCCUGGAUACCAACCAGCUCCAUGUCUCGUCCGUCAAGCUGAAUGCUUCGGACUCGUCGUGGCAGCUGAAGGACAAGGUUGAGCCGUAUGGCUCUCCUCUUCACGUCUCAGUGCCUGAUGGUGCGUCUAAGGGUGAGAUUGUCAAGGUGGACAUCGCCAUAGAGACGACUGGGCAUUGUACGGGCCUGCAGUGGAUGUCACCGGCUCAAACCGGGAACAAGAAGCACCCCUAUGUCUACUCGCAAUGCCAGGCCAUCUUAGCCCGAUCUAUCUUCCCCUGCCAAGACACGCCUGAUGUGAAGUCUACUUUCACCUUCAACAUCACGUCGCCUCUGCCUGUGGUGGCUAGUGGUGUUCCCGUGCCUUCAGACACCAGCGGCGAGGGAGACAAGCUGUUCAAGUUUGAACAGAAAGUGCCCAUCCCCUCGUAUCUUUUCGCACUAGCUUCGGGCGACCUGGAAACGGCACGCAUCGGUAAGAACUCGGUUGUAGCUGCUGGCCCAGAGGCGAUCAAGGCGGCAAAAUGGGAGCUCGAGGAUGAUAUGGAUAAGUUCCUCGACGUUGCGCAGAAGCUCGUCUUUGAAUACCAAUGGGGAGAGUACAAUGUAUUGGUACUGCCGCCUAGCUUUGCCUAUGGAGGUAUGGAGAACCCUAUCUUCACCUUCGCGACGCCUACCAUCAUCAGUGGCGAUCGCCAGAACGUCGAUGUCAUUGCACAUGAGCUCAGUCACAGCUGGAGUGGCAAUCUCGUGACGAGCUGCAGCUGGGAGCACUUCUGGCUUAACGAAGGAUGGACUACUUACUUGGAGCGACGUAUUGGUGCAGCCCUUCACGGAGGUCCCCAAUUCGAUUUUUCUGCAAUCAUCGGUUGGAAAGCUCUGGAGGAUACCGUGAGCCGGUUUGGAGCGGACCAUGAGUUCACGAAACUUAUCAUCAGCCACAAAGGUGUGGACCCUGAAGAUGCCUUCAGCACUGUACCUUACGAGAAGGGAUUCCACUUCCUCUGGUACCUGGACAGACUUGUAGGGCGCGAGCACUUCGAUAAGUUCAUCCCCCAUUACUUCAACACAUGGGCUCGCAAGAGUCUGGACUCCUUUGAGUUCAAGCAGACCUUCCUGGAUUUCUUCAACUCUUACGGCAAUGCGGAAAUCAAAGAGAAGAUUGCUCAGAUUCCGUGGGAAGAGCGCUUCUACAAGCCUGGCUUGCCGCCAAAACCCGACUUUGACACAUCGUACGUGGACAGCUGCCUAGCUCUGGCUGAGAAGUGGAAGCAACACGACUACAAACCCAGCCCCAAGGACAUUGAGUCCUUUACAGCCAACCAAACCCUGGUUUUCCUUAACAAGGUUGAAGACUUGUCUCCAGCACUUUCCCCAGAGCGAUCGCACUUGCUUGGCUCCACCUACGGCAUCAGCUCCUCGAAGAAUGUCGAGCUGAAGUCAGCUUACUACUCCAUUGCUCUCAAAACCGGUGACAGAUCUGAGUUCCCCGGAAUCGUCGAGCUGCUGGGUAGCGUGGGCAGAAUGAAGUUCGUGCGUCCUCUAUACAGGGGGUUGGUUGCUCUAGACAGAGAUCUGGCUGUAAAGACCUUUGAGAAGAACAAGAGCUUCUACCCAUCGACGACGAAGGGACAAGUGGCGAAGGACUUGGGCUUGGCUUAA
This is a messenger RNA of Neoarthrinium moseri, 2307 nucleotides long. RefSeq lists its product as uncharacterized. The record is from RefSeq and is a predicted model, not a curated record. The transcript is spliced from 6 exons. NCBI's taxonomy places the organism in Eukaryota, Fungi, Ascomycota, Sordariomycetes, Amphisphaeriales, Apiosporaceae. Gene Ontology annotation, cellular component: cytosol. Gene Ontology annotation, molecular function: epoxide hydrolase activity; aminopeptidase activity; metallopeptidase activity. Gene Ontology annotation, biological process: proteolysis. The coding region runs from base 1 to 2307 and encodes 768 amino acids.